AUGCCUAAAACUUGGGGAAGAGUAUCCGAAAAACAAUACACCAGGCCCGUGGACGGCAUCGAGGCUGUAAUGAGACAAAUGGUCAUCAGCAACCCGCCUGGUCGUCGAACAUACGACAUUGCUGCCGUUGCCAAAGUCCGGACUACUCUCACAGCGGAGGAGCUGACCAAGAAGGGGCGACUGGCCUGGCAGAAUCUUCGAUACAAGCAUCCUCUGAUGGCAAGCUCUGUGGUCGACGGUAACUGGAUAUACAAUGUGCCAUGUAGCAAAGGAUUGGAAUCCUGGACCCAGAAAACUUUCCUCUCCGUGAAUAAAACCCCCAAACGGAUUGAAGAUGUGCUUAAUCGCUUGGGUCCAGUAGAGCUCCCCAAUAUGUUCCAUCUCAAGGACCGCAACGAGUUCCUGUUGAAUAUUUCACAUUAUCAUGCAGAUGGCCAGGGGAUCGCUAUAUGGUUCCACGAUUUUCUGACUGAGCUAUCGUGUCCUAAGACGGACACUCUUCGAUGGGCACCAGGAGAUGAGGUCAAAAACCUGCCUCUGGAGACGCGGGAUGCUGCUGCGAUCCCCCGGCUCACACAACCAUGGGUUGAGGAUCACCGAGGGUUCUUCCCAAAGAAUCAGCCCAAAGCGUCAAAAACCUUAGGCCUAGAAAUUGAGCCCGACGCAUCGCAGCGGCAGCUAGCCUUUAGGUUUGAAAGACGCCGAUUUUCGGUUAACGAGACAGAAAUUAUCUUUGCCAAAGCGCGGAAUCUAGGCCUCACACUUACUCCGCUUGCUCACACUGCCAUUGCCUUGGCUGCCAAGGACCAAGCCAAUCUGCCGGACGGUGUCCAGCAUAAUACAUUUCUGAUUUCAAGCCUUCGAGGGCAGUGCAAAGGGCCACCUGAACUGGGUAGUCGUGCAAUGGCACCGCGCUUUGGACUGUGGCCCAUUCAAGUCGGCGUCCACGAUUUUCCGAAAACAUUCAAAGCUUUGAAGGAAUGCUAUUCUUCAUUCAAAAGUAAUAUGUCGUCCUACAUACCGAUCAUGACCCAUGUCUUGGCCGAUAUGGGCGCCGAUGUCUCGAAUGAUGUGUUGUCCACACUGAUCAUCAGCAAUAUGGGCGACGCAUCGCCCUACAUCCAGUCUUCGUAUGGUGAGAUCGAACUAGAGGAUUACUGGGCGAUCACUCUUCCGGCAAAUCCUUCGAUCGUCUUCGCCAUAGAGUCUCGGCUUGGUCAGCUGGAAAUAAGGAUUUCUUAUAACAACGCUUACCAUGAUCCGUCACAGAUUAGGUCUUUUAUGGAUUCAAUAUGCAAGAUCCUUUUGGAAGCCCCAUGA
Aspergillus tubingensis is the source of this 1320-nucleotide messenger RNA. RefSeq names its product polyketide synthase dehydratase family protein. The transcript has a single exon. Bases 1 to 1320 code for a protein of 439 amino acids. The record is from RefSeq and is a predicted model, not a curated record. NCBI's taxonomy places the organism in Eukaryota, Fungi, Ascomycota, Eurotiomycetes, Eurotiales, Aspergillaceae.